AGGCGGCGGCGCAGGGCCGAGCCCGCGGCGGAGCCCCAGGCCGGGGCCGAGACCAAGGCCAGGGCCGUGCCGCCCAGGCGGAUCAAGGCCGAGGCCAAGGCCGGGCUGCACUCGCAGAACGCGUCGCAGGGUAGUUCGCACAACUCGUCGAGCAGCAGCUCGCGCAAGCACGGCCUCUCCCUGGACGAGACCACGCUCGUCAGGGGGGAGCCGUCAGAGCCAGGGUGCUACGUGUCCAUGUACAAGGGGUGCCCGAAUCACCCGACCAACGAGUUCGGGUGGAGACACGACAACUGGGCCGAGGAGGAGACCGCAGCCAAGACCAACAAGUCCGCGUGCGAAUUGCGCCAGCACGAGUGGCAGGAGUAUUGUGGCACCGUGCCGAUGAAGGUGCUGUUCAUCGCGCCAGACCACGUCGAGUGGAGCCCGCUCAGCCAUGCGGACAACAACCAGUCAGCGGCAAUCGCCCCAGCAGCAGAGCCGCGAGGCUCCCCGUCGGAGGCGCAGCCGGGCGCGGGCGGGCUGGAGAGCCACUCCGAGCAGGACAUUAGCACCUCGCCCAAGCUGGAACUUGCGCCGGAGUUGGACGGAGAUGAGCAGGGCACAGCGGGACAGUACGAGCGGCCCGCCACAGCGACCGCCGUAGACAACGACCGCCCCGCCACACCGCCCGCCGUGGACCACGAGCUCCCUGCCACAAUGGACAUGGCGCCGCAGCACUGGGAGAAGCAGUCCAACAUGCCGGGCGCUGGCGAGAGCUUCGACGACUCCGACGUCGUGCGCGGGUAUCCCAGCCAGCCGGGCUGCUACUACCGAAUGCCCUCUGGUUGCCCGCUCCACUACACCAAGUCGAAGAUGUGGAGGACCGCACGACCUGGCGAUCGAGCGGAGGGGCAACGUGGACUGGGCCACGUGCAAGGCCCGCAAGAGCCACUGGGACAGCUGGUGCAGUACCGAAGACGUGAAGGUGCUCUUCGUCGACAGCGUGAGUUCUGCGAGGACGGACUCACCCCACAUCACGGCGAUGGCCUCGCGGGAGGCGCCGAUGCCGACCUGGAGGGGCCCACGCAGCCUGGCUGCUACGUGCGCUCACCCUCGGGGUGCCCGAAGCACAGCUCCAAGGUGACGGCCUGGAGGCG
Molecule: messenger RNA, 1139 nt
Organism: Prorocentrum cordatum
Lineage: Eukaryota; Dinophyceae; Prorocentrales; Prorocentraceae
Source: the annotation of a GenBank genome assembly